Molecule: messenger RNA, 639 nt
Organism: Paramacrobiotus metropolitanus
Lineage: Eukaryota; Metazoa; Tardigrada; Eutardigrada; Parachela; Macrobiotidae
Product: NADH dehydrogenase [ubiquinone] iron-sulfur protein 2, mitochondrial-like
Exons: 4
Coding region: 1-639 (212 amino acids)
Biological process (GO): mitochondrial electron transport, NADH to ubiquinone
Molecular function (GO): NADH dehydrogenase (ubiquinone) activity; quinone binding; NAD binding
Source: RefSeq, a predicted model, not a curated record
AUGUACGCGGCGGACGUCAACGACGACUUUGCCAGAAAGCCGACUACACAGGCCGGCCGGAUUCUUUGGUCGGACCCGGAAACGCGUGGUCAGACCCGGACGGUGGUGCGGGCUGAUCCCCAUAUUGGGUUGCUGCAUCGCGCCACGGAGAAGUUAAUCAAGUGUAAAACCUACAUGCAGGCCCUGACGUACAUGGACCGUCUGGAUUACGUGUCCAUGUUGUGCAAUGAGCAGUGCUUCUCCCUGGCUAUUGAGAAAUUAUUAAAUAUCGAUAUUCCGUGGUGCGAUGUACGAGGAUCCGGCAUCAAAAGAAAUUUGCGUAAAGUGCAGCCGUACGAUGCAUACAAUCAAGUGGAGUUUGAUGUUCCCAUCGGUUCACACUGGGAUUGCUACGAUCGCUACCUGGUGCGCGUGGAGGAAAUGCGCCAGUCGCUGCGGAUCAUCCAUCAGUGCCUGAAUAAAAUGCCACCUGGCGAGAUCAAAGUGGACGAUACAAGGUGGUGCAUCCCUCUCGAAAGGUUGUACACCGAAGGCGUCCAAGCCCCGCCCGGCUUCACCUACACCGCCGUGGAGGCGCCCAAAGGAGAGUUCGGGAUCUACCUGGUGUCGGACGGCACCAGCCGCCCCAUGCCGCUGUAA